AUGGCCGUGCUGAAAACUGAAAGAUAUCUUUUAUUUUCAGACUGGGAGCCUGCAAUUAGAGUUGGUGUGCUGGAUUGUGGGGAAGAAGAGAACUAUGAGACGUGCAAAGAAUAUGGUAUUCACUAUUACCCAACUUUUAGGUACUUCAAAGCAUUUACAAAGCAGUUUACUACUGGAGAAAAUUACAAAGGAGCAGAUCGAGAGCUGCAAACAGUUCGUCAGAUGAUGAUUGACUUCUUACAGAACCAUUCCCAAGAGUUGAGACCGCCUGCUUGCCCACCAUUGGAUCCAGUUUCGUCCAGUGAUAUUACUUCUCUUUUUGACAAGAACGGCCGUCAUUAUACUGCCAUUGUGUUUGAAAGUAAUAGCUCCUAUGUUGGACGAGAGGUUAUCUUAGACUUGAUCCAGUAUGAAAACAUCGUUGUAAAGAGAGCGUUGAAUUUUGAUAAGCCUUUUCUUGAGAAACUUGGUAUUACCUCAGUCCCUUCAUGCUAUCUGAUGCAUCCAAAUGGGUCCCAUGGAUUAAUUAACAUUUUGAAACCUCUACGAUCUUUCUUUUCUUCGUAUCUGAAGUCACUGCCAGGUGUAAGAAAAAAAAUUCUUUUGCCACUUCAGCUACCUGUUCAAGAAAACAAAGAGGAGAGUACAGAAAUCAAGGUGUGGAAAGAGUUCGAUAAAUCUAAGCUGUACAUGGCUGACCUUGAAUCGGGAUUGCAUUACCUACUCAGGGUAGAGCUUGCUACGCACAAGACACUUGAGGGAGCUGAGCUAAAGACCUUCAAGGAUUUUGUUACUGUCUCUGCCAAGCUUUUUCCAGGCCGUCAGCCUGUGGUGAAGUUGUUAGAGACCUUGCAAGAGUGGCUGGUGAGCCUUCCAUUAGACAAAAUCCCUUAUGAUGCUAUCCUAGAUCUGGUCAACAACAAAAUGCGGAUUUCUGGGAUAUUUCUUGCUAAGAAAAUUCAGUGGGUCGGAUGUCAGGGCAGCAGACCAGAGCUGAGAGGUUAUACCUGUGCUCUUUGGAAGCUGUUUCAUACCCUAACUGUUCAAGCUGCACUGCGACCAAAAGCUUUGAUGAAUACAGGUCUUGAAGACAAUCCCCAAAUAGUGCUUCAGAUCAUGCGGAGAUACAUUCACCACUUUUUUGGAUGCAAGGCUUGUGCUCAGCAUUUUGAAGAGAUGGCUAAAGAGUCCAUGGAUUCCGUUAAGACCUUAGACAAGGCUGUUCUCUGGCUCUGGGAGAAACACAACGUAGUGAAUAACAGGCUCGCAGGUGAUUUGACUGAAGAUCCAAAAUUUCCCAAAGUUCAGUGGCCAACUCCAGACAUUUGUCCUGUGUGUCAUGAAGAAAUUAAAGGAUUACACAGCUGGAAUGAAGCCCAAGUUCUACAGUUCAUGAAGUAUCACUAUAACAGUGAAAAUAUUCUGUAUAAAUACACCGAAAGCCAGACUGACUCCGGUGAAACUGAGCAGGGAGAUACAAGGGAGGUGAAAGACAAAAGCCUACUGAAGAAACCAAGCGGAAACAGAGAAAAUAAGAUCCAGGAUAAAGAAAACAUACUAGAUUCGGAAUCUAAGGUGUUAGAUAAGCUAAUGGCAAAUCAUGGACCUGUCAAAGAGAGCGGUAAAAGUGCGGUUGGAUCAGCUAACCUUAAAGAGACGAAGCAGGCUGUGUCUUUCUUAGGGAUUGGAUUUUCAAACGUAGACAUGAGUCUGUGUGUCAUACUGUAUGUAGCAUCGUCCUUAUUUUUAAUGAUAAUGUACUUUUUUUUCCGAAUGAGAUCUAAACGGUGGAAAGUGAAGUAUUAUCGUUCAUCUGUAUAGAAGUUUAAAUCGGAAACAAAAGUUUUCAUCGUAUGUGGCUGUUCGGUACCAGAUACAGCUUUAAUAUUUAUGAUCAGGGAUUUUAUAGCAGUAUUCCUUGUUUAAAACCCCUUUCUUCCCAAGUCAUUUCGCAAGUGUUGUAGCUUAAUAUCUGGAGCUCGCUGGCUGUAAGAACCCUAAUCUUUAACUGAGGCACAUAGUGCUAUCAUAAAAUGUCCACUGAAGUAAGCAUUGCAUUUUUCAGUACCACCUACAUCCUUUACUCAUUUUCAGAGUAAACAUUACAUUAUGCAAUCGACUGUGCCUGGUUUUAGAAAGAAAUUGGAUAUUGUUUUGUGUACUUCAAGUCAGUUGUUUUGGGUUUUUUUUUAAUUUAUCCAGCGCUGAUUUUACCUACCAGAGUACUGAACAGUUAUGCUGUUACCUUGGCUGCUUCAUUUGGAGAAGCAAGAAUUCUGAUUUAUUUUUUUUUCCAGGAAACAAGAGUUCUAUUCUGAUUAAAUCAGUUCUAACCCUACGUGACUUUCUCAAAUAUUAUUUACACUGCAUAUUUAAAGUAGAAAGUAUUAUGUCUUCAAAUAAGUCUUCCGUCUUCCAUUCUCCCAUGCGUUCCAAGCCAAGGAUGUGUAUGUGUCUGCUAGGGUGAGAGCUUUGGGGCAGUUUGUACCCCACUGAGCAGCCUGAUUCUGAUUGCUCAUGCUGUCACCCGCUUUAAUGGAGUUCAGAUGUCAGCAAGGACAGACUCGGACCCAGUGCUUUACUGGCUCCUCCACUGGAUGUGUCGAUGGAACGCUAGAUAACUCGCCUCACUCAUUUAUGAACCAGAGAAGUCGCUGAGCGGUUGUUGUGUUAUCCAGAUGGAAGCCAGUUCUGAUGAACUGCAGUAAAGGGAAACGGUGUUUUUAGUGAAGGACAGUGAGAUUUGCAUCAGCAAGCCAGAACAAACAUACGGAUCUGGAAGUACUAAGUGUCUUACUAUGUUGGAUAACUCAGUUACAAUAUAGUAAUUUUUCUUCUUGUAAGGUGGGUAAACCCUUCACUUGGUAUUUCCAGUUCUGAGCUCACAGAGUCACCUGCUCGCUGUAAAGUUGUCUGCACAGGACUUAGAAGAACAGCCCAUUUCUCUUGUCCUUGUGCUGGAGGGCUCCUUUGUUUGGGUCGAGAAGGGUUUAACUAAAGGUUAAGUCUGAGAGCUGCUCCGUUCUGGGAUGUGGCAGCAGUUGGGAAUAUGGCGGUUGCCUUUAUGGAUCUGCCUGGCUCUCUGGGGUCCUGGCUGGCAGCAAUUAGAAGAAACUAUGAAAAUGGUUAUAAAUUUACCAUUCAGAAUAGGAGUUCCUUUCUGAUCCUAGCUGUGGGGGAUAAUUCACGUCCUGGAUAGUGAAGUUUAUAAUCCUAUCCAAUGUAAUUGAGCAUGUUCUAGUUAUCCAUUACCUAAUCUUUAGUUAAUCCUAAUAGGUUUUGGCCUCAAUGUUUUCUUGUGGCAGUGAGUUCUACAGAUUAAUUAUGUUAUAUAAAAAGGCUUUUCCUUUCAAUUCUACGUUUGCAACUUCUAAUUUAAUUGAAUGUUCGCUAGCUCUUCAGUUUUGCGAGAAGGAAUAAAUAGUCCCUGGCCAGUUUGUAUUUAUACUGUUAGUGUGUCCUCCUCUUAUUUCCAUCAUAAGCCCUAGCAUAAAAAGUUUAAAGCCUAGCAACGAGAAUGGUCUAAAAGCACAAAAACUCGACAGGGUUAGUUUUUCGCCAUCAAACCUUGUUUGUUCACAAAACUGAACCUUUCUGACACAAGUUUCUGCAGCUUCCAGUUGGAAUAAAAAAAUUGAGCUUCAAAGAUUGGCUGCCCCUUGUUCCUGAAGUUUAUCAAAAUAAUGUGUGCAUAAAGUAAUAACCUGCUGUGGUUAUCGUAAACGUAUGUCCGAGGAAAAACCCUCUGCUGGCGUAAUACUGUUAGUCUGAUGUGCAGCAAGAGGCACGUUAUCUGUGGUUUCCUUAGGCCAUCUUCGCUGUUUAUCAUAUGCACCCAAUGGCUCUUGCUCCAAUGUAAGAAACUUGACUCCACGCUCUCUCCGCAGAGCUGGAGGCCGGCUCCUGCCUUCUGCCGCGCGGAGCUGGGAGCACCUGCGGCCAAACUGCUGCUGCCUGUGCUCCGACACAAAAACUGCGCUCUAAUUUUGACGUUCAGUCUGCGACAUUAAGUCAGCGCUUUCUAAGGACGCUCACUGUUCCAGAGUUCUGGCACAAGGAGCCAUUGUGGGUCUCUCUUUUCUCCAGGAACUUAUAAGGCUCCCUAUAAUUAUCUUUGUAGCACCUGGGCUUGAAUAUGAAAACAACUUGUAAGAAAGAAAGGCAGUGAACCACCAGUGGACGAUGAUCCAGGCUGGCUCGUUGGGGCCGCUUGCUCCGUGCUGGAAUCCAGCGCAAGGUCCCAGGAGGAGGUUUGGUAAGAGGAAGGCCCAGAGUUUCCAAAUUUAAUUUUGAAAACCAGGCAACUUUUAAGUGACCUGAUCUGGGGAGAUGUUAGUAUCAGCCAAGAAGCAAGGACAUUUAGCUUCUCAAAAAAAACCCAAACAAACAAACAAAAAAAAAACUGCAAAAACAAACCACCCAAACACCAAAAAACCAAGACUGCAGCAUAGCAAGUACUGGAUCUGAAAAAUCUGGCCCAUUCCUCUGGGGCCGUUGAAUUUCCCGCUGUCGUAACUGUGGCAUUUUCUGAAGUUGAAAAUCCAUUGUCAUCGCUGCCGCUUAGACCUCUACCAAACACACAGACCUGAGUUUGUUACCUUUGACUCAUUCUGCUUAUUUUCAUCUGCAUAUGAAAGCAGAAGGCUUGGAAGGUUUGUGGGGUGAUUUUGCCAUUAAAACAGCAGCAAAUGCGGGUUUGGAAUAAGGUGGGGUUUUUUUGCUACGUGCCGUUAACUUCCAUGUUUCUGUGACCCUGCCGGCGAUGUGACAAAAGGAACCCAUACGCAAGUGCGGGUUUUUUGGUUGGUUGGUUGUUAUGAGUGUAAAAGCAUGAAAAUAGGCUGUUGAUGAUUAUCUGUGCUGGAGCUCUAACUCCGUGGCCAGCUAAUGGUGAAGGCUUUCACUUUAAUUGCUAGCAGAGACCUCAGCUGGAAACCUUUUCUUGACUUUGAAUUCGGUUGUGUAAAUCUUGGUUUACUUGUUCUUAUUUUCUCUCUUUACACUGACAAAUGAUAUCCUUUUGUGUACUCCGACUGUAAGGACACAUCACGUCUGCUGGGGGAUGCCUGGUGCUGCUUUGCCGUGGUGCGUUAUCGCUGGGGGAGGUACAAGAAAGUGUUUCCUUUUGUAAAAAUGGCCUCAAACCACCACCUCCUCAGUCCCGGAGGCUUUGGUUGUGCCUUGUGUUGUACCACAGCAGUUUCUGCAAUGCCGCGUUCAUCUGUGGAUCGUACCGUGCUGGUGGCAGUCAUUUCCGAGAAGGAUUUCUUGGCCCCUUUGUAAUUCACGGAGCCUUCUUUUGCUCUCCGGAUGGUUUUAAAGAGGAAAUAUUAAACCUGCGUAGAAAAUAAACAGAGCGCUGUGGAAUGUGCCAGGAGAAAAGCUGUGAGUGCUAAAGAAACCCGAUGAAGUUAUUCCUGAGAACUCUUAAGCUUUACUUUCCAGCAGCGUAUCCAUCCUGCUAUUCCUGCUCAGAACUGGAUGGGAAUUGCCAUCUUAGCGAAAGGUCCAAGGCGUCUUGUCUAGGUCUGUGCAUUGCCUACGAGAUAUUGAAAAUAGUGACUAUAAGAGCCAGUAAUUUAAAU
Egretta garzetta (little egret) is the source of this 5585-nucleotide messenger RNA. RefSeq names its product quiescin sulfhydryl oxidase 2 (gene QSOX2). The transcript has 12 exons. Gene Ontology annotation, cellular component: Golgi membrane. The record is from RefSeq and is a predicted model, not a curated record. Gene Ontology annotation, molecular function: protein disulfide isomerase activity; flavin-dependent sulfhydryl oxidase activity. Bases 1 to 1821 code for a protein of 606 amino acids. Gene Ontology annotation, biological process: protein folding. Lineage: Eukaryota; Metazoa; Chordata; Aves; Pelecaniformes; Ardeidae.